CAUCAGUUAACGACUGUGGUUAACGACCUAUUGUAUUUCAUUUGAUAAAUAUGAAACGUUUUAAGUUUUUUCUUAUAAUAUGGAUUCUCUAAAUAAGGAAAAAACGAAGCAGUCCAACAGCAAAAAGGAAAAGAAAGCUAUCGUCAAUGAUUGUGGCAAAAAGAUGGUCCAGCAAAAUGGGCACAAGCCAGAAAAUAUUGAAGACAAAAAACAAGCCCAUUUUUCAAUGGCAAAACAAGACUGGUAUAAACGUAAUUUAUCUCAUAUACGACAGUUUUUUAGAAUAAACAUUGAAAUUAAUGUUGUGUCCUUAAUUUUGUUCAUUGGAGCUGUUAUAUCUAGAAUGUAUAAGCUAGAACAACCAAGAAACAUUGUAUUUGAUGAACUGCAUUAUGGAAAAUAUGUCUCUCUUUACAUGAAGAAUACAUUUUUCUUUGAUUCACAUCCCCCUUUAGGAAAACAGAUUCUAGCUUUAGCUGCUUACAUUUCUGGAUUCGAUGGUCAGUUCAAAUUUGACAAAAUCGGAAGCCCUUAUAAUGAAUCUGUUCCGUUAGUAGCUCUACGCUUUAUGCCAGCUUUAUUUGGAAGUCUGUUGGUACCGACUGUGUAUCACUUAAUGUUAGAAAUAGGCCUUACAGAAUGGACAUCAGUUCUAGCAGCAUUACUGAUUUUAUUUGACAAUGCAAUUUUAACACAAAGCAGGUUCAUUCUUAUGGAAUCAAUGCUCUUAUUCUUUUCGUUCUUUGGAAUUUUAUGCAUCUUGAAAUUUAGAAAGUACUACUCCAAACCUUAUAGCAUUCCUUCGUUUUUUUGGCUAGUUUGUGCCAGUGUAUCUCUUACUUGCUCCCUCUCAAUAAAAUAUGUAGGAAUUUAUUCAAGCAUAUUAGGUGUAGCGAUAAUUUUAAGAGAUUUUUGGAAGCUUCUUUCAAACAAAGAUAUAUCAGAUCUGUCUCUAUUUAUUAGAUUUGCUGUUCAAGCUUUAACUGGGUUGAUUGUCUCAGCAAUAGUAUAUCUUUCUAUAUUUUAUAUUCACCUGAGUGUACUCUAUAAGGCAGGACCUCAUGAUAGUAUUAUGACCAGUGCAUUUCAAGCAUCCCUAGAAGGUGGUUUGGCCAGUAUUACAAAAGGACAACCGCUUUUGGUUGCUCAUGGAUCCCAAAUAACUUUAAGGCAUACUCAUGGCCGUACAUGUUGGCUUCAUUCUCACAAUGCAGUAUAUCCAAUAAAAUAUCCUGAUAAAAGAGGUUCAAGCCAUCAACAACAAGUUACCUGUUAUUCAUUUAAAGAUGUUAAUAACUGGUGGAUUGUGAAAAAGCCAAAUAAAAAUGAUUUGGUUGUUGAACAACCAGUUGAUGCUAUUAAGCAUGGAGAUGUAAUUCAACUUGUCCAUGGUAUUACAAGUAGAGCUUUAAAUUCACACGAUGUAGCAUCUGCUAUAUCGCCUCAAUGCCAAGAAGUUAGCUGCUAUAUUGAUUAUAAUAUUUCAAUGCCUGCUCAGAAUUUGUGGAGAGUAGAAAUUUUAAAUAGAGAUCAAAUAGGUGAUAAAUGGCACACAAUUCAAUCUUUGAUAAGACUUAUCCAUGUGGAUACAAAUACAGCUUUAAAGUUUACUGGAAGACAGCUACCUGACUGGGGUUUUCAUCAGCAUGAAGUUGCGGCAGAUAGAGUUUUGAACCAGGAUGAUACAGUUUGGAACGUUGAGGAGCACAGAUAUACCAAAUCUGAAGACCAGAAAGAAAGAGAAAGGGAUCUAGUUACAGCAGAAAUGAUUCCUACGGCGGCAACAUCGCUCAGUUUUUGGGAAAAGUUUUUUGAGUUGCAUUACAAAAUGAUGUUUGCCAGUACGGAAAGUGUUCAGAAUCACAUGUACAGUUCUAAUCCGUUGGAAUGGCCUUUGAUGUCUAGAGGAAUUGCCUACUGGGUCUCAUCUUCAAGUAAUGCCCAAAUUCAUCUUUUGGGUAAUAUUGUGAUAUGGUACCUGGCAACGUUUGGUCUCUUAAUAUACUCAACCCUUCUUGUGUUCUAUUUGCUCAGAAGAAGACGCGAAAUCGACGAUUUGGGUGAAGAUAACUGGAACAAAUUCCAGUUGAUAGGUGAAGUAUUUUUCUUGGGUUACUUAUUCCACUACUUGCCCUAUUUUUUCGUGGAAAGAACUCUAUUUCUUCACCACUAUCUGCCAGCGUUUAUGUUUAAAACUCUCCUAUUCGCAGCCACAUUAGAACAUUUAUAUGUCGUUUUAAAUCAGAUUGUUAGAAUUAAACUAUUGUAUAAUUUAUUAAUUGUUAGUACGUUUAUUAUGUUGUUUGGUGUUAUAUACGUGUUUAAAAAAUUCUCUAUUUUGAGUUAUGGCAAUGCCCACUUAAAUACAAGUGAUAUUCUAGGGUUAAGGUGGAAAGAUACUUGGGAUUUUAUUGUUCAUAAGAAUUAAAUUUUUUUUCUAAAAAAAUCUUAUUUUUUUAAGUUUAAGAAACAUUUUAUUUAGUGUUCAUAAGAUCUAAUAUUUUUUUUAUGAGAAUCUCAUAUUUGUUAGACUCUAAAAAGACAUUUUAUAUUAUACUUAAAAUAUUAACGGCAAUAUAAGAAUCUUAUACUUCUAUAAGUUUCUGAUGUUUUAAACUCUCAAACUGACAUAUUUUUAUAAUUAAAUUAUUUAUUAGAUAAAUAUAACUUUAUUUUUACACAUAUUCUAAAAAGGACAUUUUUAUUAUAGAGGGUGUUUAUGAAAGAGUGCGUUCUUUUUAAAAAACAAGGAGAUUUUUCGCACUGAAUUCAUUAUACCCAGUAUUUAAAAUACUAUAAGGUAAAGAUUUUUUUGAUCACAAGUUUAUUUUUUUUUUCUUUAAUAAUAUUAUACCUUUUGUUUUUUU
Sitophilus oryzae (rice weevil) is the source of this 2867-nucleotide messenger RNA. It is a transcript of the gene rt, whose product is annotated as protein O-mannosyltransferase 1. Gene Ontology annotation, biological process: protein O-linked glycosylation via mannose. Bases 80 to 2428 code for a protein of 782 amino acids. Lineage: Eukaryota; Metazoa; Arthropoda; Insecta; Coleoptera; Curculionidae. The transcript has 7 exons. Gene Ontology annotation, cellular component: membrane; endoplasmic reticulum. Gene Ontology annotation, molecular function: dolichyl-phosphate-mannose-protein mannosyltransferase activity. The record is from RefSeq and is a predicted model, not a curated record.